UGCAUCACUUUUUUAUGUGGAUGUUUUGAUAUUUUCAGGAAAGGAUGGCAGGUGGUGCCGCGGUGAACACUCCCAACACAUGCAGGAGGAAAGAAAGGAUGGCAGGUGGUGCCGCGGUGAACACUCCCAACACAUGCAGGAGGAAACAGCGGCGUGAGCUUUUUCCUUCCUCGCGGCCAGACGACGCGGACUGGCUUUUUCCUGCUCCCCCUGACACACUCACAGUUUACCGAGCCAAGAAGAAAUAUAAUACAGACAAGAGACAAUGCAUGAAGACAGAUGAGGGAUCUCCAAACAAGAAGAUGGAUAAUGUGAACACAGCUACUGUGCUCACCAUCAUUUCUCAAGAGUUAGACUCUUCAGAAUUCUGAGAACUGACAGACCAGGAAACACAAGAUGGAUUAUGAUGCAGAAAUGAAGAGAAUUCAGAAGAUGUUGGAUGAAGUAGAAGUGAGUAGCUCAUAAGACAAAGAAAGUGUGGGGAGGGAUGUUCCUGCCUCCAACAGUGAAAGUGAAGAAGAUUACCUGGAAGAGGAUCUGCAUGUUCCUGAUUGUGAAUGUUAUGAAUCAGACCCAGAUGAUCUACCAGACCAGCCCCAAAAGAAAAAGGCAAAAAAUUGAUGGAUGGAAGGGAAAAAGAUAAAACAACAUGAUGGAAGAAGAAUGUUCCUAAAUUGCUAUGUCAUACCCUUUCUAGCAAUGUUAUCAAAUUUACACCAGAACUAAAAGGACCAGCUCUAAAUGCCAAUUCUCCUGCAGACUUUUGGGGAGUCUUCAUCACAGCAGAAAUAAUUCGUUUAUUAGUAGAACAUACUAACUCGAUGAUCGCUAUGCAGAAAGGGAACUAUACUCAGCCCUACAGAACAAAAGACACUGAUGUUUUCGAAGUGAAGGCAUUGACUGGACUGCUUAUGUUAGCUGGUACAUAUCAUGUUAGCAGGCUGCACCUUGCUCAUAUUUGGAAAGCAGAUGGUACUGGCAUCGAGGUGUUCAGGCUGACUACAUCACUGGAUUGCUUUCAUUUUCUAUUAUGUUGUCUAUAAUUUGAUGACAAAGCAACAAGUGAGAAAAGAAAGAAGGUGGAUAAGCUUGCCCCAGUUAGGCAAAUAUUUGAGAUGUUUGUGGAAAAUUGCAAAAAGAAAAACACCCCAUCAGAAUUUGUGACUAUAGAUGAAAUGCUUGUAGCCUUUAGGGGCCACUGUCCCUUUAGGAAAUAUAUACCCAGUAAACCAGCCAAAUAUGGCAUCAAAUCAUCACGUUCUAUAAUUCAACCAAAGGAGGAAUAGAUGUGCUUGACAUGAUGAUGGAUAAGUAUUACGUUUCCAGAAACAGCUGGUGUUGGCCUCUAAUUGUGUUCUUUGCUCUGCUGAACAUUGUCUGUGUAAAUUCGUAUGUCCUGUAUGCUCACAACCCACAGAAUAAACUCAAGCACCGCAAAUUCAUCAAGAAAGUAUGCAUGAUGCUAUUAGAAGACACUCUAAAGAAAAGACUGCAGAACAGAAGGCCAAAAGGUCUCAGAACAGAAAUUGCAAGGCUGUUCCCUGAAAUUGCAGAAGCAACAUCCUCAACAAGCUCACAGUUGUUACAAUGCCAGGCAAAGAGAUGUGUAUUUUGUGCCAGGUCAAAGGAUCGAAAGGUGAAAACAGUAUGUAGCACAUACGGGAAACAUGUUUGCAGGGAUCACAGUAAGAUGACUGUGAGUUGCAUAGAUUGCGAGAAUGUAGCAGUAAAUGGUGAAUCAGAGUGAAUGUAAUGGUAUGUAAUGAACUCACAUUUUUUUUUUUUUUUCAAUUUCAAUUCAUGGAAAUAUUUUUUGUUUACUUUUGAUGAAAAGAAAAAAUGUUUAUGUAACAAAUUUAUUCCUAUGUAAUGAGCUCUUUUUUUUUAUUUCAACUCAUGAAAAUUUUUGUGUUUGCUUUGGAUAAAGAAACCAUGCUUAUGGUUUAUGUAUUAAAUUUAUAAUAAUUUUCCUUUCAAUAAAUAAUUAUAUCUUUAGUUCAAGCUUUGAUUUGAUGUAUUUUGUAAGGGAGAUUUGCCUAUUAUGUAAUAUUUUUUUUCAAUGUUAAUAUUCAUCAUAUAUAUUAAAAACUCAUACAAACAUGUGUAUCUUGUGGGUAUUUUAAAAAUAAAUGUGACCUGAAUUUAA
Scylla paramamosain (green mud crab) is the source of this 2146-nucleotide messenger RNA. RefSeq lists its product as uncharacterized. Lineage: Eukaryota; Metazoa; Arthropoda; Malacostraca; Decapoda; Portunidae. The record is from RefSeq and is a predicted model, not a curated record. The coding region runs from base 45 to 371 and encodes 108 amino acids. The transcript is spliced from 5 exons.